Rotaria sordida is the source of this 366-nucleotide messenger RNA. NCBI's taxonomy places the organism in Eukaryota, Metazoa, Rotifera, Eurotatoria, Philodinida, Philodinidae. The record is from the annotation of a GenBank genome assembly.
AUGGGUGUAUUGAUCGAGCAAAAUAGUGCAUUACGUCAACAAAACUCUCAUUUAUUUGAAGAAUUAGAUACACUUCGACUUGAAAUAGCACAACAACAAAUAAAUUAUGAUCAACUUAUACAAAAAACUUUAUGUAAUUUGUCAACUACGAAUCAUGAAUUAGCUAAUCAACUCAAUCAUUGUCAACAAGAAUCAAAUAAUUUACAAAAAGAAUAUAAUCAUGUUACACAAACAUUAAAUAAUUUACAAAAAGAAUAUGAUGAUAUAAAAAAACAAUUAAAUAAUUUACAAAAAGAAAAUGAUCAUAUGAAAAAACAAUUAAAUAAUUUACAAAAACAAAAUGAUCGUGAUACAGAAGGAAAAUGA